GAUGGCCUGUUGCAUUUGAAUAAAGUUAAUUCAUUGUUAUCAGGGACAAAUUCAACAGUCCCUAUAGGCAAAAUAACCCUGCAUUCAACGAAUCAGUAAUUACCUUAAGAGGUUCAGGAUAUUCCAAUACCAUAAGGAUAGCAUGCAAUUCUGACUUCUGAAGUGAUGUGGACUUUUGACCACCAUGCUUAUUUUAUCUGACUUACAUCCUGCCAUCCCCAUCUUGUUUACAUCAGAAUAAAAAGUUAGCACAGAACACAACAUCUUGCUCUCCUCUUGACCCUGCGCAAGCGCAGUACAGCAGGAAGCCUCUGAAAAUGUAUCCAACAUGGCGUCGGAGCAGAAGACGAAGUUAUCCACAAACCUGCUGCGCAUGAAGUUCAUGCAGAGGGGCCUGGACUCGGAAAACCAGAAACAGCUAGAAGAGGAGGAACGGAAGACGAUCAGGGAUGAGCAAUGGUACCUGGAUUUGCCGGAGUUGAAGGAGAAGGAGAGCUUCAUCAUAGAAGAGCAGAGCUUCUCCCUGUGUGAAGAUCUUCUCUAUGGAAGGAUGCCUUUCAGAGGCUUUAAUCCUGAAGUUGAGAAGUUAUUGCUUCAGAUGAAUUCCAGGAACAGUGUGGCGGCGGCAGAAGAGGAGGAGUCUGUAGAGGCUGACGUGCCGGAGGAAGAAAUGGCAAGAAGAUAUGAGACUUUGGAAGGAACAAUUGGGAAAAUGUUUGCCAAGAAUAGGGACUGA
Rattus norvegicus (Norway rat) is the source of this 736-nucleotide messenger RNA. Lineage: Eukaryota; Metazoa; Chordata; Mammalia; Rodentia; Muridae. The record is from RefSeq and is a predicted model, not a curated record.